CUCCUCUUCCCGGCUCAGCCUCUCCACCGCCGCGGCUCCAGCACCUGCGGGACCGAAGCGGGCGCGGGGAGCUCCGCGGGUCCAGGGGCGGCAUCCACAUGGCCCCGCCGUGACCCGGGACCCGAGCGGUUUUCUGGAGUCCCAGGGCCAGCGGGGUCAGGAUGGAAGCAGUGGCUGCCACAGAUGAAAAGCAGCUCCCAUCUGCAUCUGUACUGCCCAAGGAAGUCAGUGCCAGCCGGGACCCCAGCCUGGAGGCUGAGGAGGAGCUGGGGGUCCAGAAUGGACUGGCAACCAGUGAAGGCUUGAGCAAGUGCCUCAGCAGUCCAGAGAAUCAAAGGGGCACCACAGAGGACAUGGAGGAGCUCCCAGAGGAUCCAGAUGUGGCCCUCCCCGCUAGUCUCAACUGCGGCCUAUCCCUCACCAACGGUGUAGCCCUGGGACCAGAUGUGAACAUUCCGGAAGAGUCUAUGGCAUCCAGACCCUGGAGGGCAGGUGGGCUGGCAGAGGAGGAGGACGCCUCCAGGAUCCUCUGUCCUGAUGCUGAGGACCCUCAGCUGGGGCUGGAUGGCCCUGGGGAGCCAGAUGUGCGGGACGGCUUCAGUGCCACAUUUGAGAAGAUUCUGGAGUCCGAGCUGCUGCGGGGCACCCAGUAUAGCAGCCUUGACUCUCUAGAUGUGCUGAGCCUCACUGAUGAGAGCGAUAGCUGUGUUAGCUUUGAGGCCCCCCUCACUCCCCUUAUCCAGCAGCGGGCCCGAGACAGUCCUGAGCAUGGGGCUGAACUGGGCAUUGGGGACAUGGGACCUGAGGGGCCCCUGGGGGCUGCUGGUGGUGGUGAUGGGGAGCUGGGCAGCCCCCUGCGGCGCUCCAUCUCCAGUAGCCGCUCAGAGAACGUCCUGAGCUGCUUGUCUCUCACAUCGGUGCCCAAUGGGUUCCAUGAAGAUGGGUCUGGGGGCCCGAGCGGGGACGAUGAAGAUGACGAGGACACGGAUAAGCUGCUGAACUCAGCCAGUGACCCCAGCCUCAAGGAUGGCCUGUCGGAUUCUGACUCAGAGCUGAGCAGCUCAGAGGGGCUGGAGCCCGUCAGCUCAGACCCGCUGGCCAACGGGUGUCAGGGCGUCAGCGAAGCUGCUCGCAGGCUAGCCCGCCGCCUCUACCACCUCGAAGGCUUCCAACGCUGUGACGUGGCCCGGCAGCUGGGCAAGAACAACGAGUUCAGCAAGCUGGUGGCUGGGGAGUACCUCAGUUUCUUCGACUUCUCAGGCCUCACUUUGGACCGAGCACUCAGAACCUUCUUGAAGGCCUUCCCACUAAUGGGGGAGACACAGGAGCGUGAACGUGUCCUUACACACUUCUCCCGUCGGUACUGCCAGUGCAACCCUGAUGACAGCACCUCGGAAGAUGGAAUACACACGCUCACCUGUGCCCUGAUGCUGCUCAACACGGACCUGCACGGACAUAACAUUGGCAAGAAGAUGUCCUGCCAGCAGUUCAUUGCCAACUUAGACCAGCUGAAUGAUGGGCAAGACUUUGCCAAAGACCUGCUGAAGACCCUGUACAACUCCAUCAAGAAUGAAAAGCUGGAAUGGGCCAUUGACGAGGAGGAGCUGAGGAAAUCCCUGUCUGAGCUGGUGGAUGACAAGUUUGGGACAGGAACAAAGAAGGUGACACGGAUUCUGGAUGGUGGCAACCCCUUCCUGGAUGUCCCACAGGCUCUCAGUGCUACCACCUACAAGCAUGGCGUGCUGACUCGGAAGACUCAUGCUGACAUGGAUGGCAAGAGGACACCCCGUGGGAGGCGCGGCUGGAAGAAAUUCUACGCGGUGCUCAAGGGGACCAUCCUGUACCUGCAGAAGGAUGAAUACAGGCCAGACAAGGCUCUAUCAGAGGGUGACUUGAAGAACGCCAUUCGUGUCCAUCAUGCUCUGGCCACCAGGGCUUCUGACUAUAGUAAGAAGUCCAACGUGCUCAAGCUGAAGACGGCUGAUUGGAGAGUCUUCCUCUUCCAGGCCCCGAGCAAGGAAGAGAUGAUGUCCUGGAUCUUGAGGAUCAACCUGGUGGCUGCCAUCUUCUCUGCCCCAGCCUUCCCAGCAGCCGUCAGCUCCAUGAAGAAGUUCUGCCGGCCCCUGCUGCCCUCCUGCACCACUCGCCUCUGCCAGGAGGAGCAGCUGAGGUCCCAUGAGAAUAAGUUGAAGCAGGUGACUGCAGAGCUGGCUGAGCACAGGUGUCACCCAGUGGAGAGGGGUCUCAAGUCCAAGGAAGCUGAGGAGUACCGCCUGAAGGAGCACUAUCUCACGUUCGAGAAAAGCCGUUAUGAGACCUAUAUCCACCUCUUGUCUGUGAAAAUCAAAGUGGGCUCAGAUGACUUGGAGCGAAUUGAGGCUCGGCUGGCCACUCUAGAAGGAGAUGACCCUGCUCUCCGGAAGACCCACUCAAGUCCUGCCCUUAGCCAGAGCCAUGGGCCUGUGACUGGCAAAGCCUCAAAGGAUGUCUCUGGGCUGGGCACUUAGCUGGUAUGGAUGCACGGGCCCCAGAGGCAGGCAAAUAUCCCCAGAGGGGUCAGUGAGCACAAGUCCAGCCAGGAGCUGCUCGAACCAGGCAGUCCCCAGGCAGUUGACAAGCAACCAGAGGGGUGCAGAGAGCCCUGUGGGCCAAGGAGAUGGAAAUGCCAAUCAUGGUGUUGGUCUUCUGGCAUCCUGGGCCAUUUCUGGCCCAGACCCUCUCUCUCCAGCCUUGGUUGCUCUCCCCACAUGGGGUCUCACUGCAGGCCAGAGGUACUGGAGAAAUCUGAGGGAUGUUGCUUACCCAAGCUUCUCUGCUCAUCAAGAUCCUCCUUCAUCUUGCAUCUGUGAGGUCAGGUGUGAACUCUGCGUCUCAGCCUGGAUGCCCAUGCUUCUUCUCAUUCCUCUGAGUUGACCAGCAGCUGGUCUGCAGACCACCAGCAGUAUUCUCUCCUGCCUUCUCCCAGGAACCUUUGCAGCAGGCCCAAUCCUCCUGCCUCACCUCACAAUAAUCUGGAGCCUGGCCUCUACUCAGUGCCAAACAGAUCCAUUCAUGUGUGCACCUACCAUUCUUUUCAUCCAUUCAGGCCACUACUGCCUCUUUUUUUUUUUUUUAAUACAGACUUAAGUGUGUAUAUAUGUAUAUAUAAAUUAUAUAUAUAAGGAACCCCCUUAAAGAUGGCUUUGGAACUGCUACUAGUUACAGGAUGAAGUCAGAUGAAGGGAAAGUCCAAUCUAGAGCUUGGCCUCUUAAUGAAAAGAGCUGCCUGCCAAGGGCCUACUGUGGCUCUGACACUCUGGGAGGGAAAAUGGAGAUGGCGCUGCCCUUGGCUUUUCUUCUUCUGACUGCUCUUGUGGUUGAUGCUUUUGGACUAAGUAGGAUAUGUGUGUGUAGCCCCCUCUGUUCGAAGGGUGUUCUGUGGGGUGAAUGGAUUGGGAGCACACCUCUGUACUUGGACUUUAUUUAAGUGCUGUUAGAUCUCUGAACUCCAGAGGUGGCCUCUAGAGGCCUCUACAGGAGCAAAAGACACCCACCUUGCAGAAAGCUACCUGUCAGCAAGCCCAAAUCUGUGUGAGGAGGAAGGUUAUGUAAGCCAUUCACUCUUGGUCUUGGAAAAAGGUGGAAUGACAAGUUGUGAUUGCCGAUAUUUCUUUCACAUCUCUAGUGAAUUACAAUGGCCUAUCUGCAAAGAACAGAAGUUUGUCCAUCACAGGUUGGCGUCCUUUAAGCCCUGCAUUCUGUAGACCAAUGAAUAGGUUGGGGGAGGUAGCUCCUUCAAUGUGGCUACCAUGAGCUAAUCCUACUGUGUAGAUUACUAUAGUUUGGACAGCAAUUUGACCUCUUUGGUGACAUAUUUAAUUGAUAAGCCAGCCUUGCAACUAAGCACCUAACAUGUCAAGCCCACUCACAUUUGAUGCAGGGACCAGUGAGUAUGUGGAGAGAUGUAGUGCUUUAAAUCCAAAUUAUUUAAGUUGGAUCAGCUGAAGUGUGUUUUAUAACCAAACCAUCUGGUCCCUUUAUUUUGCUUGGGGGAGUAAAUGUUCAUUUAAAUGAAAUUGGAAAGGCAAUGCAGAAGUAUCAGAGAGCUCUCUGUACUUUUCUUUAGCUAUCUUGAAGGGCCUUUGAUGUUCAGGUCAGCGUCCCACACUCCACUGCAUGAGGGUGGGGGGCGGUGACAGAAACACGAGGCUUGUUAGGCUCGGACAGGUGUGCUUCCCUGAGCACUAGUUGUGUCUCCCAUCAGUAAAGACAUCUUUAGUUUGCUUCCUUAAUUGUAUAGUUCUUUAUUUGUAAAUUAUAUACAUGUACUACUGUACUAAAAUAUUAUGUACAUUAUAAAACAUACACAAAAAUAGAAAUUUAAAAAAAGAUGAGAUGAAAAUAAAUCUAAAUCAAAGUUCUAA
Jaculus jaculus (lesser Egyptian jerboa) is the source of this 4403-nucleotide messenger RNA. RefSeq names its product pleckstrin and Sec7 domain containing 2 (gene Psd2). Gene Ontology annotation, biological process: regulation of ARF protein signal transduction. Gene Ontology annotation, molecular function: phospholipid binding; protein binding; guanyl-nucleotide exchange factor activity. Lineage: Eukaryota; Metazoa; Chordata; Mammalia; Rodentia; Dipodidae. The transcript has 15 exons. The record is from RefSeq and is a predicted model, not a curated record. Bases 162 to 2507 code for a protein of 781 amino acids.